Messenger RNA from Oppiella nova, 447 nucleotides. Lineage: Eukaryota; Metazoa; Arthropoda; Arachnida; Sarcoptiformes; Oppiidae. The record is from the annotation of a GenBank genome assembly.
AAGAAUUUCAAUGCCAUAACAUGUGUCUCAUGCAAAACCAUAUUCCGGAGGAAUGCAUCCAAAUAUGAGACUUUUAAGUGUUAUUUCAACAACGAUUGCGUAAUCGAUGUGUUGAGGAGAAAGUUUUGUAAGAAAUGUCGACUCAAGAAGUGUUUCGAUGUCGGCAUGAAAAGGGAGAAUAUUCUGAAUGAAGACGAGAGAAGAUUGAGACAAAAUAUGAUACAAGAAAACAGAAGGAAAAGACAAAUGAUUUGUGAGGCGCAGAGUGUGGUCAUUGAUUCGACCACAUCUGAUACCUCGAGCAGUUUUCAUGAUAAACUCCAGAUUAGUACCAAGCUUACUAAAAACUAUGAUAUUGACAACAACUGCCCGCCAUAUGAAACACCCGAAUAUAACUAUAAGCUAAAAGCUAUUGAAUACCAAUAUUUAGUCUCGCAGUCCAUCGAU